Messenger RNA from Colletotrichum higginsianum IMI 349063, 1056 nucleotides. RefSeq names its product ATP10 protein. The record is from RefSeq and is a predicted model, not a curated record. Gene Ontology annotation, biological process: mitochondrial proton-transporting ATP synthase complex assembly. Lineage: Eukaryota; Fungi; Ascomycota; Sordariomycetes; Glomerellales; Glomerellaceae. Gene Ontology annotation, cellular component: mitochondrial inner membrane. Bases 1 to 1056 code for a protein of 351 amino acids. The transcript has 2 exons.
AUGGCUCCAAUUGUCCCGUUGCGCACUAUGGCGAUGUUCAUGGGGCCCUCGAGAAGGGCAUUCCCCUGCACAGUCUGCUCAUGGAGGAGGCAUCUCAGCACCUCGCGUCCAUUCCUCGCCGACAAGUCUCCGGCGCCGGCACCGGCACCGGACGCCGCCCCUUCAGAGCCGGUGAAGCCCGACCUCCCCGGAUCAGCCAUCCACGCGCCGCGAGCGUACGGAAAGAGGGUCAAAGACUUCACGCCUCAGCCCCUGCCGCGACCUAUCGGCAUGGCACACCCGCCGCACCCGGAGGACAACUCGGGGGUCGACAGAAGGUCGCUGAAGCAGCGGAGGGACGACUUUGUGGACUACGACAAGCAUCUCGUGCGCCGCAAGGAGCUAAAGGAAAAGAUGGCCCGCCCCUACUUCCGUGAUUGGGGUAACAUGCAGUUCCACGAGGGUAAAUCCUUCAUCGCACCCCCGCUGCCCUUCAAGGCCGACGUGUCCCUCUUUUUCCCCAACUUCGUGGGCGAAACCCUCCAGAAAAGCGCCAAUAACCCGCGCGACACGACGCGCACGCUGCUCGGCAAGCUGUCCGUCGUCGCUGUGUACAGCAGCCAGUGGGCCGACGACCAGGCAAAGACCUUCAUCUCGCCCGAGGCGAACCCGGCGCUCCACGAGCUCCUGGCCAAGACCCAGAAUAAGACGCAAAUUGUGCAGCUCAACAUCGAGGACAACAAGUUCAAGGCAUGGAUCGUCAAGCUCUUUAUGGGCAACCUGCGCAAGCAGAUCCCGGAGCACCGCUGGGGCAAGUACUUUCUCGUGCCGCGCGGCAUCACCAACGAGAUCAGCGAGUCCAUUGGCUACCUCAACAGCAAGGUCGGCUACAUUUACCUCGUCGACAGCCUGUGCAGGAUACGGUGGGCCGCCAGCGGUCCCGCCCACCCGGACGAGAGGGACAGCUUGGUCAAGGGCAUGAAGCUCGUUCUUCAUGAGUGGAACAAGGCCGAGAAGAAGGUGGCACUGGAAGCUGCGAAGACCAAGGAGGCAGCGAGCGAUGAGAAGGAGAAGUAG